Molecule: messenger RNA, 482 nt
Organism: Staurois parvus
Lineage: Eukaryota; Metazoa; Chordata; Amphibia; Anura; Ranidae
Source: the annotation of a GenBank genome assembly
GCGGGCACCGAGUCAACUGGCGGAACAGCGGGUACCGAGUCGUCUGGCAAGACUGCGGGCACCGAGUCGUCUGGCAAGACUGCGGGCACCGAGUCAACUGGCGGAACAGCGGGCACCGAGUCGUCUGGCAAGACUGCGGGCACCGAGUCGUCUGGCAAGACUGUGGGCACCGAGUCGUCUGGCAUUGGAUCGUCUGGCUCGACAGCGGGCAUCGGGUCACCAGGUAUGACAGCGGGCACUGGGUCACCAGGCAUCAGGUCAUUUGGCUCGCCAGCGGGCACCGUGUCAUCUGGCAAGGCAGUGGGCACCGAGUCACCAGGUACGACAGCGGGCUCUGAGUCAAUUGGCACGACAUCGGGCACCGGAUCAGGUACCGGAUCAUCUGGGUCAACAGCGGGCAUCGAGUCAACUGGCCUAAUAGGAUCAUCAGGCUGGAUCAGCUGAGUAGAGGCAUCCGGCUGAGUAGAGGCAUCCGGCUGAAC